AUGCCAGUAGUUCCGAGUGAAAGAGGCAUCAAUAUCUACUCCCGCCAGGCAUACGUCCAGCAGGCUGAAUUGUCAGACUCGGACGACGACGACAAUAACGACAACCACGAUGAAUUCACCCACGACGAUGCCUCGGAUGGACCCAUAGACGAUCCUCAUCAACAACCAAAGAUCAUUGCUCCUCAUCUGUCCCACAUCCCAUACAAGACAAACAAGAGCAGGAAACCCGCCAGUCAUCUCCUAUUCAAAAAACAGGAUCUCCAACGAGUUGCAAACCAUGGAGUCAAAUUGGUGCCCGUCAAAUUGGAUUUGGAAGUCGAUGGCAUCAAACUCAAGGACCAAUUUACUUGGAAUGUUCAUGAAGCCCACAUCACUCCAGAACACUUUGCAAACAUGCAGGUUCAGGACAUGGAUGUUCCAGAAGCUGUUGCCAAACAAUUCGCACCAAUGAUUGCUAGUGCCAUUCGUGAACAAAUCAGAGAGCUGGCUACUGCUGUAGAAGAUGAAGACGCUCAUUAUCAAGUUGAUGAUACUGAGCGUAUUAUUGUCAAGCUGGAUUUGAACGUUGGAAACCUCCACUUAACAGACCAGUUCGAAUGGCCACUCUUCGCAACUUCUCAUUCAUCACCAGAAGAUUUUGCCAAACAAUUAUGUGCAGAUCUCGGUAUCGGUGGUGAAUUCCAACCUGCUAUAGCCCAUUCGAUACGUGAGCAAGUUGCUCAUGCUCGUCUGGCAUUCGAGUCGGCUCCCAAGCCUCUGCCUUUUGACCGACUUGUAUCUGCACCUGUUCGUAAUGAGGGUACUGAAGUGUUAUGGCAGCCUACUUUGCAGGAAUUGACUGAAGAGGAUAUCGAGAGGUUGUCAAAGGAGAAGGAACGCGAGAACAGACGAGCACGACGAAACCAAGCUCGAGUCACUCGAACAACAACCAAUUCAAUGGCCGCAGCCAUGACCAACUCUGCCUUCGACAAUAUGAGAGCAACCCGAAACCGUAUGAUGAUGCCUCCUCAAAAAGUCCCCUACCAAAACUAUAUGCCCAAUGAAGAAGAGUUACGUAUUCAAAGGGAACACGUCCACAAAUACCUGCCGACUCCAUCCCCAGGUCUCGACAUGCAAGAGCAUCCUAUUAUAAACAACACGUCAUCACCUAUGCCCAUUUCGUCGUCAGUUGACAGAAAUGGUCCAGUACAACCAUUACAAGAUGAAUCAGCCCACCACCAUCACCAUCAUAUACACCAGCAGCAACAACAGAAUGAGAUGAUAAUGCCACCGAAUUUUGGCUUACGUCAACCGAAUAAUAACAACGGUACCAUACAACAACAACAAACACAGCAACAACAAUCGGCCUCAUCAUCUCAACCAAUGGCCUAUUUCCAAUUCCAGCAAUCACCAUUUGCACCCUUCUCCCCAUCAUAUCCAUCUCCACCACUGCAAUACGGAGGCCUGUCACUGAUUCCAUCCAUGUUUGGAAACAUGAACGGAUCACUCCCUCCCCAGCUCUUGCACAUGCCAAUGAAUCCUUACACUAUGUCGCAACAAGCCUCAAUACACGAUGCUGCAUUAAUGCAACAACAGUCACAUUCUCAACACCAUCAACAAUUGGGACCACCUAAACCCAAAAAGAGCAACAAGAGAGCAUCACCUAUUCCCGUUGAUACUGAAUUGUUGGCUCGACAGUUGGUAUUGCUGACUGCUAGCAACAAUGGGCAUGGACAUGGUGGACAGUCGAGUGGUGGGUCUGCGACACCCAGUCCUACCAAGUUUGAUGCUGAUGGUGCACCGCUGAAGAAACAUCGUGGGUUUGGUGCUAGUGCGCAAAUGUUUAAUGCCGAUGGAAGUAUUGAAGUUGGAGAAUUCCGUAAAAACUGGAAAUGUAGCUGGUGUUUCUUGUCUGGCAAGUUCACGCCAACGCUGCGUAAAGGUCCUCUUGGAAGCAAGACCCUUUGCAACGCCUGCGGUAUUUGGUUUAGCAAACACGGUAGUCUUCCACAGGAGAGGUACCAUGAACAUUAUGAUGUUUGA
Molecule: messenger RNA, 2022 nt
Organism: Synchytrium microbalum
Lineage: Eukaryota; Fungi; Chytridiomycota; Chytridiomycetes; Synchytriales; Synchytriaceae
Exons: 7
Coding region: 1-2022 (673 amino acids)
Biological process (GO): chromatin remodeling; regulation of transcription by RNA polymerase II
Cellular component (GO): nucleus; nuclear chromosome
Molecular function (GO): zinc ion binding; sequence-specific DNA binding; transcription coregulator activity
Source: RefSeq, a predicted model, not a curated record